This is a messenger RNA of Knipowitschia caucasica, 348 nucleotides long. Lineage: Eukaryota; Metazoa; Chordata; Actinopteri; Gobiiformes; Gobiidae. The record is from the annotation of a GenBank genome assembly.
AUGGGAAAUGGGGAGUGGUAUGAUGGAAAUGGGAUUAUGAGGAAUGGGGGAGGGAUAUUGGUAAGGGGGGGGGGGGUUGAGUGGGUGGGGGGGAAGUGGGAUGUGGGGGGGGGGAUGGUGGUGGGGUUGGGUGGGAUUUAUUUGGGAGGAUGGGGGGGGGGAUGGUGGAUUGUUUGGAUGGGGGAGGGGGUGUUGGGUGUGGGUAUGGGUGGGGGUUUAUAUGGGUUUGGUGUGUUGGGGGGGUGUGGGGUGUUUUGGGUUGUGUUUGUUGGUUGUUGGUGGUUUUUGGGGUUUGGGUGGGUGGUGGUGGGUUGGAUGGGGAGUGGGGUCUUGUAUUCAACCUCAUAA